AUCACAUUGCUAAUACUACAGAUCAUCCACAAACAUCAUUAAUGUUCUUAGUAGUUGGCCUGGCUUAGUAGUUGGCCUGCUCCAUCGCUGUUAUGCCAGUCCCAGGAGCAAGAGGGAACGUCUUUUUAUCUUGGGCACAGUCCUAUGCUGAAUUUUACAAUUCAUCUGAUUGUUGGGUAUGUAGUGCUAUGCCGCUGUCAGUGGGAAGCCUCCCAUGGUGGGUAGCCCCCUUACAAACAAAAGAUCUUUCAGCAGUUUGCGAUUUUUUAAGACAACAAAAAGAAAUGUAUUCCAUGCUAAAAUCCCAAAAUGUUUCGGCUCUUGCAUGGUGUUCACAGUCUGAUUGUAACAGUGAGGUUAUAUUUGAUGUCAAUAUAACUAAUAUGGAUGCUAUGGACAUUUACAUUCAUGAACUGAAUUCUACUAAUAAGAAUGAAAAAGGAGGACGUCACAGAACCGCUCGUUUUCAAGAUAAAUUUUAUCAAAUAUGGGACCAAUUUAUGUGGAUGACGUCUGAAACUGGACAAUUAAUCAGUUCAGCCGACAUUUGCUGGGAACAAAAGGAACAAAAAUGUGGCUACAAUCAUAUGAACUUAUCCAACAAGGACUGGAGGUACAUGGGAAAAAUUGCACCAAAAUUAUGUAAACUAAUUGUGGAUGUUACUUUUGAUUGUAAUAAGCCUUUUAGUUGGCCCGGUUCUGAUUGAAAUAACCCUGGCCUACUAUGGUCUGCACCUAAUGGCACUAAAUGGUUAUGUGAAAAAAAUGUUUGGCCUUGGUUACCUGUGGGAUGGGUUGGCCGUUGUACACUUGGUUUUGUCAUGGCUCCAGGAAGAAUUGUAAAAACUGUUGAUAGUAUCCCAGCUAAUUUACCCAACUUGCAUGCCCGCUGGGGAAGAUCUGUAUUUGAUUGGUAUGAUUAUUUGGCAUCUAUAUUUAUACCUCCAUUGGGUAAUAUAGGUAUAAUGACUAAAGUUGACGCACUGACCAAUUUUACUCAAAAGGCCCUCUUAGAUGUAAAACGGGCUAUUGAAGAUUUAAAUGAGGAGCAAAAACAAAUGAGAAAAGCUGUUAUACAAAACAGGAUGGCUUUGGAUAUUAUUACUGCUACACAAGGAGAAACUUGUGCCAUUAUAAAGUUUCAUACCGGAUGUUGUGUGUUCAUACCUGAUUUAUCUGAGAAUGUAUCCCGAGCUGUUGAAGACAUACAAAGACAAGUUAAGGCGAUGGAUAAUCCUAAAUCACCCUUUUUUAAUCAAUUUAUAGAAUGGUUUAAGACUGAUUGGUGAAAACAUGUUUUUGUGAUUAUUGUUGUAAUAUUGAUCAUUUUGUGUUGUGGACCUUGGACCUUGUAUGGUACAAUGUCUGUCUGAUUUUAUAACUCAAAGAAUGCUGAUGUUUACCCAAAUCACUUUUAAGAAAAAAUUAUCAAUAUAACACUCUUUCCUUGACCUCUCCGUAGCUUAUUAGUCCUAAAAUAAAAAAGGGGGAGCUGCGGGGAGCCACUCACAACCUGAGGGCUGAGGGCAAAGAGAAAAGGCCUAAAAACCUUGAAGUGCUGAAAGCAGGGCUCUGGGAAUGAUCAAAGAGACAUUCCCUGUCCCACCACCCCGAGAGUUAAUAAAGUUAAAUGGCCACCAGAUGUUUUUCUUUAGAUGUUCUGCUUCAGAGAGGUUAAGGAAUCUAGAUAAACAGGAUCUAGUUAAUGGCCGGAAUGAUAAGGAUCUUAAAAGCUAUAGUUAAAAUGUUUUGCUAGAAAUUGUAAACCUUGAAGAUUGAGACAUUUGUCUUUUACAACUGGACAUGUAAAAGAUCGGUAACAGUAGAAAUAGUAUAUAAGUAGCUUGAAAAAUAAAGCGGGCGGCGACUUUUAGCCUAGCGUCUUGCAGGCUUGAAGUGCGUCCCUCUCGACCCCACUCUUUGUCUUGUCUCUUUCUUUCUCAGUCUCUCAGCCACACCAUCAGGACCUGUUGACUCUCUGGCUGGCCCCGGCAUACAUGCUGGUAUAUAUCCAUGAAAUAUAUAUUAAUAUAGCUAAUAUAACAUUAUAAAUAUUAUUACAUAUAAUAAUAUGAUAAAUUAAUAUAUAGUCACCCAACAUAAACUAUAUACAAUGUGAAUAAAUGCAUUAAGAGCUUGGUCAAGCAAUUCUAAGAUCCAAAAUGCAUUUCUUGAGAGUUGGUAUCCCUAAAUUUUAUAAAAAGAUGAGAUGAAAAACAAUUAAGAAAGAUCAGAAACUUUUAUGUGUUGGUGAGCCAAAAGAAGACUGAUUUUAAAUGAAACAUUAAAUAACAAUCUGUCAUCUAAAUAGUAUUUUAUUGUCCAUUAAAUUCUUUCCAUUUUCUCCAUUAUAAGAGGAAAGCAACAAAAUAAAUGGCUCCCGGGAAUCUCACUCAAGUGACAGAAUUCAUGCUAAUGAGAGUCUCAGACCGUCCGGGGCUCCAGAUCCCGCUUUUCUGCGUGUUCCUGGUCAUCUACGGGCUGACCGUGGCAGGAAACGUGGGCAUCAUCACUCUUACUAGUGUUGACGCCCAGCUUCAAACCCCCAUGUACUUUUUCCUCCGGCACUUGGCCAUCAUCAAUCUUGGCAAUUCUACCGUCAUUGCCCCUAAAAUGCUGGUGAACUUCUUGGCUACAAAGAAAACCAUAUCUUACUAUGGAUGUGCAGCCCAACUGGGUGGGUUCUUAGUUUUUAUCAUGGCUGAGAUUUUCAUGCUGGCUGCCAUGGCUUACGACCGCUACGUGGCGAUUUGCAACCCCCUGCUCUACACCGUGGUGGUCUCCCCGCAGACCUGCCUCCUGCUGGCGUCCCUCACGUACCUCUACAGCCUGACCACCGCGCUGACUGUCUCCUCCUGUGUGUUCUCUGUGUCCUACUGCUCCUCCAAUGUGAUCAAUCAUUUUUACUGUGAUAACGUCCCCUUGUUAGCAUUGUCCUGCUCUGAGACCUACAAUCCAGAAACAGCAGUGUUUACCUUUUCAGGGACCAACUUGUUUUUCUCUAUAAUUAUUGUUCUCACAUCAUACUUCAACAUUGCCCUGGCCAUUUUGAGGAUGCGUUCAUCAGAGGGGCGAUGGAAAGCCUUUUCCACCUGUGCUUCCCACAUGAUGGCUGUCACUGUGUUUUAUGGGACUCUCCUCUUCAUGUAUCUGCAGCCAAGGACCAACCACUCAUUGGAUACUAAUAAAAUGGCCUCCGUAUUCUACACGCUAGUGAUUCCAAUGCUGAACCCCCUCAUUUACAGCCUAAGGAACAAGGAUGUGAAGGAUGCAUUGAAGAGAUUCCUGGAUAACCCAUGUCAUUCACUCAAAAUAGUAUAAAUUUAAAACUACAGCUAUCUUCAUUUAAGGGUUUUAUUUAGUCCUAAAAAAUGCUGCAAAGUG
This is a messenger RNA of Camelus dromedarius (Arabian camel), 3384 nucleotides long. Its product is annotated as olfactory receptor 8J2. Lineage: Eukaryota; Metazoa; Chordata; Mammalia; Artiodactyla; Camelidae. Gene Ontology annotation, biological process: G protein-coupled receptor signaling pathway; sensory perception of smell. The coding region runs from base 2374 to 3321 and encodes 315 amino acids. The transcript has a single exon. The record is from RefSeq and is a predicted model, not a curated record. Gene Ontology annotation, molecular function: olfactory receptor activity; odorant binding; G protein-coupled receptor activity. Gene Ontology annotation, cellular component: membrane.